GAGCAAUUCCUUUGGAUAGAAAUAUCUUGUCAGUUUUUGUAUUAUGUCUGUUUACUAAAUAUUUCCUUAUAUAAGUUUCCUUCUAGUUUGAAGUCUGCGUCUGACCCCUGUUCUGCAUCUCAAGUUAUCACCAUGUCCACAGAUAGUGGCUUUGGCGCGUCUGGCAGUAGUGAUGCUCAGCAAAGUCUUCAGUCUUUCUGGCCUCGGGUCAUGGAAGAGAUUCGAAAUCUAACAGUGAAAGAUUUCAGAGUGCAGGAACUCCCACUGGCACGCAUUAAGAAGAUUAUGAAACUGGAUGAAGAUGUGAAGAUGAUUAGUGCUGAAGCUCCUGUGCUGUUUGCCAAGGCUGCUCAAAUAUUCAUAACAGAACUGACGCUACGGGCAUGGAUACACACUGAAGAUAAUAAGCGCAGGACUCUGCAGAGAAAUGAUAUUGCCAUGGCAAUUACCAAGUUUGAUCAGUUUGACUUUCUCAUCGAUAUUGUUCCCAGAGAUGAACUUAAACCUCCAAAACGCCAGGAAGAGGUGCGCCAGGCUGUGACUCCCGCUGAACCUGUCCAGUACUAUUUCACGCUUGCUCAACAGCCCGCCGCAGUACAGGUACAGGGGCAACAGCAAGGACAACAGACCACCACGUCCACCACUACCAUCCAGCCAGGACAGAUCAUCAUUGCUCAGCCUCAGCAGGGACAGACCACCCCAGUGACGAUGCAGGUUGGUGAGGGUCAGCAGGUCCAGAUCGUCCAGGCACAGCCACAAGGGCAAACACAGCAGGCUCAGAGUGGAACUGGGCAGACCAUGCAAGUCAUGCAGCAGAUAAUCACCAAUACAGGAGAAAUCCAGCAAAUUCAGGUUCAGCUGAAUGCUGGCCAGCUGCAGUAUAUCCGCUUAGCUCAACCUGUAUCAGGCACCCAGGUAGUCCAGGGACAGAUUCAGACGCUUGCAGCCAAUGCGCAGCAGAUCACACAAACAGAAGUCCAGCAAGGACAGCAGCAGUUUAGCCAGUUCACUGAUGGGCAGCAACUCUAUCAGAUUCAGCAAGUGACCAUGCCUGCAGGGCAGGACAUCGCCCAGCCCAUGUUUAUUCAGUCCACCAAUCAGACUUCAGAUGGACAAGCUCCCCAGGUGGCAGGGGACUGAACGAACCCACAGCAACGAGUAUUCUAUCGGCAUGGAAAUGGACACUCGCCAUCUUGACUUUUGCCAUUCUAACCGGCUCUGAUGAAGACGUCUCCCUUUGUGUAUCUGUACUUGAUAUUAAGCCUAUAGUAGGCUAUGAUCGCUGGUGCGCUCUACACCAUCUCUGGUGGGUAUGAGAGAAUAUCCAACAGUGACUAACAAGGAUGCAAUAUAGGUCGGCAUACUUAGCUGCGUGUUCAUCUUUGUAAAACUGAAGAUAAUUGAAAUGAAAUCUAUAGCAGCUUAUUCAAUGAUGUAGUGGAACAUUUUUCUUUGGUCAGAUUCGUAAAAGGGGACUGCAUCUUGUUUCCCAUAACAGCUUUAUUCCCAGUAUUCGGUUUGCAUUCUACUGUGAAUAGAGCUAGACCAAGGUAUCUCAACCUGGUAGUUCAGUAGAGGUAUACGUGUGCGUGCACAUGAGUGUAUUGGGAGAUUUUCCUCCCUGCUCCCCCUUUGUUUUUGAUAGACCUGAGCGCUGAAUAUUUGCCGCUUUUUGGGAAGGAAAAACCAUUCCUUGUGUUACAAUAAAUAUAUUUUCUAAGGACAAUAGAGGCUUAAACUUGUCCCCGUCUAUUCCAGAAACACUAAAGAAUCUGGAGAAAAAAAGUUAACCAUUGUGCUAGUCUGUCGAUGCAUGUAUUAUAAGCUGCAUGAAAUGCAAUAAAUUUCUUUUUAGAUAAUC
Pelodiscus sinensis (Chinese soft-shelled turtle) is the source of this 1861-nucleotide messenger RNA. Lineage: Eukaryota; Metazoa; Chordata; Testudines; Trionychidae. The record is from RefSeq and is a predicted model, not a curated record.